AGCCGGCGCAACAGCUGCGCGCCGCCGACAGACGGCUUGCCACGUAUGCGGACUUUUACCAACAAAGCGGCACAAGCCGACGAACGUGACUCAAGAAUGAGUGUGCAAUUGAUGGGGGAAGACAUUUCCCCCGACGAAAUUACCGAAGAAGCCGGAUGGAAGACCGCCGGAGCGCGGCGUUCGAGACCCCGAAACCGCGGGGAGAACCAGACGCACGACAUCGACACAAGAACGGACACGCUCGGCACCGGCCAGCAAGUUACCAGAGCCAGGUAUAUCAAAGGAAAGGUCAUCAAGGCGGGACGCAUGCCCAGACGCCCGAAGGAUGAAAUCAAGAUCGUGGUUCGACCGCAGGGCGGCCUCGACAUCGUUAAGGUCGGCGCCCCGACAGUCACCGCCGCCAUCUUCGCGGCCGCCGGUAUAACUGGAGAAGAAAUCGCGGAAGACACCGUCUGUCCGAACUCACAUCAGAACAUCGUCGUUGUCAGCACUCCAAAACGAUCGAACGCGGACCGCUACGCCAAAAUGCGGCAAAUUCAGAUCAAAUUGAAACUGCACGAAGUCAACGCGUACGAAACGGCACCCGAUUAUACAACGAAAGGAGUGAUUCGAGGCAUCCCCAUUGAGGACGGACCCCAAGUGCUGGACAAGAACAUCGCAAACCAGAGAAACCCACUGGCACUGGCGGCCAAACGCAUCGGAAAUACGACCACGGUAGUCAUCGCGUUCGACGGACUCAAGGUACCCAACUUCGUAUGGUACGGCGCAACCCUAAUCCCUUGCAAGUUGUAUCGCAAGCAUAUUGAUAUCUGCUAUCAAUGCGGUCGCCCUGGCCACCGCAUGGACGUUUGCCCAAAUCCCGCCAACUGCAUCUGCCGGGGCUGCGGCCUCCGCAACCCCGACCAAGGACAUCAAUGCUCGCCCAAGUGUAACCUAUGCGGCGGUGCUCACAUGACCGCCGACAAAGCCUGCAACGCAAGGUACAAGGCUCCGUACGUGAUUCGCAGACGACGACGGGAGCGCCAAAACGCAAAUAACCAACUGCAGUUGGUUAUUUGCGUUUUGGCGCUUGACGCAGGAAGACUUCCCUCCCAUCCAGCCGACCAGACGCAGAUCCAGGUCGCGAUCGCCUAG
Dermacentor silvarum is the source of this 1134-nucleotide messenger RNA. RefSeq lists its product as uncharacterized. The transcript has a single exon. Lineage: Eukaryota; Metazoa; Arthropoda; Arachnida; Ixodida; Ixodidae. Gene Ontology annotation, molecular function: zinc ion binding; nucleic acid binding. The record is from RefSeq and is a predicted model, not a curated record. The coding region runs from base 46 to 1134 and encodes 362 amino acids.